This is a messenger RNA of Rhodotorula graminis WP1, 1389 nucleotides long. RefSeq lists its product as uncharacterized. Gene Ontology annotation, molecular function: oxidoreductase activity, acting on paired donors, with incorporation or reduction of molecular oxygen, NAD(P)H as one donor, and incorporation of one atom of oxygen; FAD binding. Gene Ontology annotation, cellular component: mitochondrion. The annotation marks the transcript as partial. The record is from RefSeq and is a predicted model, not a curated record. The transcript is spliced from 4 exons. NCBI's taxonomy places the organism in Eukaryota, Fungi, Basidiomycota, Microbotryomycetes, Sporidiobolales, Sporidiobolaceae. Gene Ontology annotation, biological process: ubiquinone biosynthetic process.
CACGACCUCGUCAUCGUCGGCGGUGGUCCCGCAGGACUCACCCUCGCAGCCGCCCUCGCCUCGAACGAGCACAUCGCCGCCACUCACUCCAUCACGCUCAUCGAGGGCGGGCCCCUCGCCCCGAUCCGCGACUGGCACCAACCCCCAGCCACUUACUCGAACCGCGUCAGCUCCAUCACGGCCGACAAUGCGCGCCUGCUCGCCGACGCCGGCAUCUGGCAGCACAUCGACCACACGCGCACCCGCCAGCUCGACGAGCUCCAGGUGUGGGACGGCCUGUCGGACGCCCGCAUCGAGUUCCAGUCGCCCUUCCUCCCGCCCUCCUCUUCCUCCCCCCCUUCCUCCUCGCCCAACGCGCCCGAGCCCGACGCCUGGGACGCCGCGUACGCCUCUGCGCUCCGCCCACGCCGCGCCCACAUGAGCACCAUGCUCGAGAACCUCAACCUGCAGCGCGCGGCCCUGCGUCGCAUCGACGAGUGCGUGCGAGACCGCGGCGUGAGGGUCGAGCUGCUCGACGGCCGGCGCGUCGAGGGGAUCGAGAGGGGCGAGGGCGGCUGGCCCGUCGUCAGUGUUGGAGGGCAGAAGGGGGCGGUGGGCGGCGGCGGCGGCGCAGGGCGCAGGCUGCGCGCGAGGCUCCUCAUCGGCGCCGACGGCGCCAACUCGCCCGUCAAGACGUUCUCGAACAUCGACACGUUCGGGUGGGCCUACGACCGCCAGGGCGUCGUCGCGACCGUCGCCGUCGACCCGAACCCGCUCAACGUCGGUGAGGGCAUGAGCACCGGGUGGCAGCGCUUCCUCCCCGAGGGCCCGGUCGCGUUCCUCCCUCUCUCGGACUCGCACGCGUCGCUCGUGUGGUCGACCACGCCCGAGUACGCCGCCGCCAUCAAGUCGCUCCCGCUCGACGUCCUCCCGCACCUCGUCACGGCCGCCUUCACCCUCCCUUACGACACCCUGCGCUCCUUCCUCGACGCCCUCGUCCCGCCCCGCGCCGCACCCGGCGCCCUCGCCGCCCCCGCCGCCCCGGCCCCGACACACGACGCGCCCGCGCUCGUCGCCCAGCUCGAGUCGGCGCUCGUCGCCCACUCGCAGUUGACGUACGACCCCUCGUCGCCCACUGCGCCGCUCCCGCCGCGCAUCGUGUCGGUCCAACCCGGCAGCGUCGCGUCGUUCCCGCUGCGCCUGCAGCACACGUCGUCGUACCUCGGCCUCCCGACCCGCACGCCCGACGCGCCCGUCGCACUCGACGCCCGCACGGCCCUCGUCGGCGACGCGGCGCACACGGUGCACCCUCUCGCGGGCCAGGGGCUCAACCUCGGACUCGCCGACGCGUUCUCGCUCGCGUCGCUCGUCGCGCGCCGGGCGGGCCAGGGCGCCGAUGUGGGCGCGUAC